Molecule: messenger RNA, 1638 nt
Organism: Colletotrichum costaricense
Lineage: Eukaryota; Fungi; Ascomycota; Sordariomycetes; Glomerellales; Glomerellaceae
Exons: 1
Coding region: 1-1638 (545 amino acids)
Source: RefSeq, a predicted model, not a curated record
AUGGCGACCCUAAAUGAUCUCCCUCCAGAAAUCAUAUAUCAGAUGUUCCCAUCAUCCUCUUUACGGGAACAGUUCUCUGUCACCAACACGGAUGCAGAUCUGGCCAAAAGGAUUCAACCAGCUUGGUCCUCAGCCUUGAACCUCUCACGUACCUGCAGAAAGUAUCGGCACAUGCUGGUUCCCGAGCUCUACCGAAAUAUCAGCAUCCAUGGAUCCAACAGCUUCCAAAAGCUCAAGUGCUUCAUUCAGUUUCUGAUUGACAACAAAGAUGUUGCCGUCAACAUCCGAAGACUGUAUCUACACUUAGAUCCUAGCAACAUGGAGACCAAGGACUUUACAGAGGCAGAUCUCGAAUGGAGUCACUGGGCUGCUAGACAGUCGGGCGCCCCGUCACCGUACUACCUCUGGCACUCGGAAGAUGGACAGCUUCUCCAAAUGUCGGAAUCUCGAUGCUCCAGAACUCGGAUCUUACACCUUGGCAUUCUUCUCGAGAUCAUUCUUUCGCGUGUACACGGAGUACAAGAGCUAGGUCUCGCAGUGCCGGGAGGCCUGUUUUGCGAUCAGUACGGCCCAUGGUCCAGAACCGAGCUCGAUGGCCUACUAUGGACUGGGGAGCCAGGCCCUUCAGAUCCCCUCAAGAUUCAGACCUUUCGGGGUGUUCAGCGACCACUUCCGAAUAUCAAGAUGCUCGCUGUACGUCCGAGUUGCCUUCCAAAGAGUCAUCCAGACGCAACUAUUACGCCUCUUGAUCUUAACCAUUUACUUCAUUUCGCUCCGAACGCCAGAUCGAUUUUCAUUGCAAGUCGGGAUGGACAACCAGCCUCACCUCUCGAUACCCACUCACAAUGGUCCAAUGUUACUUGUCUCACCAUCACCGAGACAUUUUUGGAUGAACAGAAGAUCCGGGGGAUGAUCCAAGGCUGCGCCCCCCUUGUCUCUUUCAAGUAUCUGAACUCCCGGGCAGAUGCAUACGUUCCACACUGGCCUGUGUCACCCGAAGAGGUUGUUACCAUACUCCGGGAGCACCAGAACACGACGACUACCCUCCUCACUCUCUGCCUUGAUCUCAAUGACUGGUAUCGUGGAGAGUACGAGGCUAUCAGAAGUCUUUCGGACUUCAGCAAUCUGGAGAAUCUCUGGGUCGAUGCCUCGAGUGUAUUGAAGAAAGUCAAAUAUGGCUCCUCCAGUCGUUCAGAAAAGCACAAGCGACUGACACACAAGCUCAGCACUUCUUUGCCCGCCUCAAUCAAGCGUCUUCACUUGGCAGGUAACGAGCAUCAAGUUCGUCAUAACAUGUGCGAGGUGUUGACAGAUCGCGAGAAAUUCCCCAAUUUGAAUUUGGUUGAGUUGGAGGACUUCGUUCGGAGAUUCCCAGAACUUUGGGAUCCAAAUGAGGACGACAGCGACGAAGAUGACACGAACCAGAACGAUCUCGGCGAUGAUGGUGACGACUUGGCUUUCUCAAUUAUGAAUGCUGGUGACGGCUAUGGCGGCGGAAGCUACCUGCAAGAUGGUGAUGCUAAGGAGGAAGACAUCGGCGAGACCAACAAAGACACCACUUUGUCAUACCAGGAACGAUUCAUUAGGGCGGAUAUCGAAUCUCCGAGCACCGUGUGCACGCUUGGAGAGUUGUGGUAA